This is a messenger RNA of Necator americanus (New World hookworm), 300 nucleotides long. RefSeq lists its product as uncharacterized. The transcript has a single exon. The record is from RefSeq and is a predicted model, not a curated record. NCBI's taxonomy places the organism in Eukaryota, Metazoa, Nematoda, Chromadorea, Rhabditida, Ancylostomatidae. Bases 1 to 300 code for a protein of 99 amino acids.
AUGACAGCUAUGAGAGAGAUAUUCAGCAAAGAUGCGCUAGAGCUAAUUCGGGAUUCAAUUCAUUGUCCCAAGGCGCGUGGUCAACCACUAUCGCCAAUGAAGGCAAGCUGCGAAUCUACCUAUCUGCGAUUUGUCCUAUUAUCAUGUAUGAAUAGGAGACUUGGCGCCGUCGACGGUGAUGCAAAUGCAUGGAAUGGAAGCUGUUUAAAUGGAUGUUGGCUACUUUGGGCUAGUGGUGUGCUACAACGAAAACAAAAACGUUACUUGGAAGUGGAUAUGGUGUACCGAGAGAAGACGUGA